GAUGCACUAUCGAAUUGAAUUGCAAUCUCUUCUCUUCUUAUUUUUCUUCAUUUAUAAAUCCUGUCCUUUGGGCGUCUCUCCAUCUUUAAAAAAGGGGAGAAGAAGAAUACAGUUUGGGGCUUUUGCUUCUCUUCCAUUUGAGUUUCGAGGAUGGCGAAUUUUGGUGAGGACUUCUCACAGAUUGAUGUUUCUGAAGAGGAAAAAGAUAAACUUGUUGCAGAAGUAAUCCGCUAUGUCCUUUUCAAAACGCACCAAAACUCAGGAUGCCCUAUUAAAAGAGAUGAACUUACCCAUCUGAUAACAAAAAACUAUCGCCAGCGUCACCUCCCAGCGCUUGUUAUUAAAGAGGCAAGAGAGAAGCUCUCAAGCAUUUUUGGGUAUGAGAUGAAGGAGCUUCAACGAUCCCGUCCUUCAUCAACCAACCAAAUUCGUUCAUCUCAACAGAGUGCAACUUCCUACAUCAUCAUGAGUCAGCUACCUGCUGAUGUCUAUAGCAAAUAUGUUGAGGAUAAGGAGAAUGCACAUAUGACUGGUCUUACCUUUGCUGUGGUCGGUAUUGUUUACCUUUCAGGAGGUAAAAUAUCAGAAGAAAACCUCUGGCGUCACUUAAGGCGAAUGGGAUUAGAUGAAAGCGACGAAAGGCAUCCACUCUUUGGAAACAUGAAGCAAGCACUGGAGGCACUUGUGCAGCAGAGAUAUUUGCAGAAGGACAAAUUUAAUGGCCAGGAAGGCAAUACUUUGAUGUAUGAACUUGCUGAAAGAGCAACAGAUGAAUCGGUCGGCGGGAGAUUGAAAGAACACAUAGCACAGAUUGUGAAGAAAGAUGUUGCCUCCCUGGAAGUUGAUUGAUGUCCAGGCCAACUCAACACAGUUCUGAAUUUCAGUAUCUGGUUCACUACUGGAAGUCUGGAUGGCUUUUAUUGCAGUUCGUGUGGAGCGUCGUUAUCUGAUAUGACUUGCGGUUGCAGAAUGGUUUUUUUGAAACUCAGGUGCUCCUUUAGUCAUGCAUAUAUCUGCCUGGAUGAAGAAAAGCUUGGAAAAUGCUUACUCAUGUUUGUAUUUUGCUAAAUUCAGAAUCUUUUAACACCAAAUUGUGAAAGGUCGUUUUUACGGAUUGUAAACCAUUACACAACAAUUGUUGCCAACCGGCUUGUUGGGUGUUUGGGCGUAAUUGGAGUGUAGAUUUCAUGAA
Molecule: messenger RNA, 1192 nt
Organism: Magnolia sinica
Lineage: Eukaryota; Viridiplantae; Streptophyta; Magnoliopsida; Magnoliales; Magnoliaceae
Exons: 7
Coding region: 151-849 (232 amino acids)
Cellular component (GO): nucleus
Source: RefSeq, a predicted model, not a curated record